Molecule: messenger RNA, 2696 nt
Organism: Oncorhynchus nerka (sockeye salmon)
Lineage: Eukaryota; Metazoa; Chordata; Actinopteri; Salmoniformes; Salmonidae
Gene: loxa
Product: lysyl oxidase a
Exons: 7
Coding region: 261-1511 (416 amino acids)
Biological process (GO): collagen fibril organization; peptidyl-lysine oxidation
Molecular function (GO): protein-lysine 6-oxidase activity; copper ion binding
Source: RefSeq, a predicted model, not a curated record
GAAUUAGAAACUUCAUGUGUUCAACUCCUCCUCCUCCCCACUCUUAGCGCAUCUGCUAGACUCUGGACAGAACGACGUGAGGUUGCGUGGAGAACAUAGCAAUACUGGUGCAGGUUUUUCAGCAUUUAAUGUAGUGUAAAUUAGACUUACUUUGAAAAGUCAUUGAAUGUACCUUAUUUUCAACGGGAAAAUGAUAUACCACAUAAAGUAAAAUAUUAGUAAUUAUCAGUCAUAACCUAUUUAGUUGAAUUAGUUGUAUUAUGGGAGUGCGUUCAUUUGUCACGCUUUAUGCGUGUGCGCACGUAUGUUUAUUCGUUUGCAUACUGCAAACUGUCCAAUCUCAGCGGAAUCCACCAGAGACAAGGCCAGGAAAUAACCAAGCCGCAGGUACAUUACGACAGACAAUACAAUGGGCGCACAAUGGUAAAGUUUUUAGCCUUCUGAGUCACGGCUCGGAAUAUCGACCACCAAAGCAAAGAGGCGCCGAUAAAGAGCAAGUCCAAGAGAGACCUGUCACCAUCAUUAGCGAUGGGGAAGCCAACAAACCCUCUGAUUCAUCGAGACCGCUUCCCUCAUCUAUUCACACAGUGUCCGGCGCAGGAGCGCGCCCGCGCUGGAUACCACCUCGAGUUUCAAGGCCCCCUAGGGGACAGGGGCACCAGCAACAGGAUGCCCAUCCAAGUGGCCUUGCAGAAACGAAGGCAAAUGGCACGACGAAUGGGACACAGGACAACCCGUCCCCAUCGCCGAGAAGAGAAGACAUGAUGGCAGGAGAUGAUCCUUACAACCCAUACAAGACCUCAGAUUCAGAUAAUCCUUACUACAAUUACUAUGACGUGUACGAGAGUCCCAGGCGCAGAGAGAGACCUGGAUAUGGCACAGGGUACCAUCAGAACGGUCUGCCUGAUCUUGUGCCAGAUGCAUACUACAUUCAAGCCUCUGCAUAUGUCCAGAGAGUUCCUAUGUACAACCUCCGAUGUGCAAAUGAAGAGAACUGCUUGUCAAGUUCAGCCCACAGAGCAAGAGACUAUGACACCCGCAUGCUUCUGAGGUUCCCACAACGUGUGAAGAACCAGGGGACGGCUGACUUCCUGCCAAGCAGACCGCGCUACUCCUGGGAAUGGCACAGUUGUCACCAACAUUACCACAGCAUGGACGAGUUCAGCCACUAUGACCUGCUGGAUUCCGGUGGGAGGAGUGUGGCUGAGGGACACAAGGCCAGCUUCUGCCUGGAGGACAGCUCCUGUGACUACGGCUACUACAGACGCUUUGCUUGCACCUCACACACCCAGGGCCUUAGUCCAGGAUGUUAUGAUACCUAUAACGCAGACAUCGACUGCCAGUGGAUUGAUAUUACAGAUGUGAAACCUGGGAACUAUGUCCUGAAGAUCAGUGUGAACCCCAGCUAUCAGGUUCCAGAGUCUGACUACAGCAACAACAUUGUGCGCUGUGAGGUCCGCUAUACUGGCAACUACGCCUAUGUGUCAGGAUGUCACGUCUCACACUAUUAAGAGGGGGAUGUCACUCUCCAAACCACUGAGAAGCAAUUCUGUGAAAACUCCAUAGCAGAAAAUGACAGAAAAUUUGUGGUUAAAGCACACACGGAUAACUGCAAUUAUGUAAAAAUGGCCAUACUCUUACCAAAUUGACAGUUGACCAAUUUUUCCGGUUAAUGUAAAAAAAAAACUCUGAGGUACAUUUUAUUCCUAAAUUAAGCAUGUUUUUGUAAAGCCAUUCUGUAUGUUCAAUGAGGAGGUAAUAAAAUAUGGAUCUAAUUACUUGAUAGGUUUAGAAUUAAAAGUAUAGCCUCUAUAUUACAUAGCCUAUAGUUGGUUUUAAAAGGUCUAAACCAAAUACAUUGAAUUUCAGAUGUUAAAACCCCACCAAAAUUCGAAAUGGCUUGUUUUUUACAUAUCAAUUACAAUAUUCAGCACCACAUUGUAUGGAAUCCAUCUUCAGCUUGCUUAAAAAGCACAAAAUGUAGCGCAUGGUGAGAUACCAUUUUUUUUUAACCAUGGCAUAUUUCCCUCAUCGUUGUAUGUGUUUUACGUCCAACAUAUCAUCACUUUAAUCCACUCUUUCUAUAAUUAUUCACAUUUGCUUGCUAUAGCUUGUAUGUUUACAACUCAAGUUCAAGGUCACUUUAGAUGUUUUAAAUUACAUUAAAGGGUUUGAAAAUUGGUAUAUAUUAGCAAUACACAGAUCAGUUUUUUUGUAGGCCCAGGAAUCAACUUCCAAAAAUGAAAUUUUGCAUGAAAUGAGUUAUCAAAUGGAAAAAACAUUCUCUCAGUCCCAUUGCAAAAUGUGUAGAAUUGCAGAAAACUUUCUUUAAAACUGCAACAUUUUCUCUACGCCCCAUGGCAAAAUGUGUAGAAUUGCAGGAAUUUAACUCUAAAAUGUAUCCUCUGUCAAGAGGUGGGCCACUAAAAUGUUUUGCUCACAAGUUGCCCAUCCCUGAGUAAAAGUAUUUCCCAUAUAGUACUGGAUACUGUACAUACUGUGCCUGUGCUCUGAACCAAAUAUUCAAACAGAAUUAGGAUUCAUUUGUUUUGUGAAAUGCUUUUACUUAUGGUUAGUCUGCGAGCUAUCUCUUUUGUCCUGUUUUGUUUGAUAUUUAUGCAAUGAAAAAGCUCAUAUAACUGCACCGUUUUGAUGUAUUCCAGGAAAUCUACUUGAAUAAAUCAUUGUGACAUUCA